Molecule: messenger RNA, 1337 nt
Organism: Rhopilema esculentum
Lineage: Eukaryota; Metazoa; Cnidaria; Scyphozoa; Rhizostomeae; Rhizostomatidae
Source: RefSeq, a predicted model, not a curated record
UGGUAGUGGCACAUGAUACAACCAUUGAGAGAGACGUUGAGCUUUUACUGAUGGCCUGGCAUGCAAAAAAGGCUGAAUGCUAGAGAUGGAUUAUUUAAUUUGAUUUAAGACAACUAAUUAAACUUGCAGAUUUCUGGUAAAUUUCAUGGAUUUUUAAUACAUCAGUUGCUGCCAUGGGUAACAUGCGACUGCUUUUGGAAAUCAGCUUACUAUAUUUUUUGCAAGGCGUCCCGUAUGGCAUGCAAACGAAAUACAUUCCUUUGAUAAUGAGGAGAAGAGGAAUCGGUCUUUCUACAAUUGGUCUGUCAAAUCUAAUCAGUUUGCCAUGGAUUUUGAAAUUCUCGUGGGCAAAUUUCUUUGACAGAUUUGCAAACACAGGAAGAGAAUGGGUUGUGACCUGCCUAUGUUUGCUCUCAUUUUGCUGCCUCUUUUUGGAUCUAAACUCAAGUAGCUCGUUGUUUUUACUCCCAUUGAUCUUUAUGAAUUUCUUAUCUGCAUCUUUGGACAUAGCAGUUGAUGCCUUAGCCAUCAAAAAAUUUGAUGCAAAGGAUCUAGGUUAUUGCAAUAUUUGCCAUGUGGUUGGAUACAAAAUUGGAAUUCUAUUUGCUGGUGGAUUUUUGACAGCUUUGAGUCACUAUAUAAGUCUGCCUCAAUUCAUAUAUUUUCAAAGUUUGGUUUAUGGCUUGGCUGCAAUUUAUUUUGCGAAAAAAUCAGACUUGUUUAAUUCAAAGAGUGGAUUUAAAUCAAAGCAUAACCAUCAAAAUAAUUCUCAGUACACAAGUUGGAAGUCAUUUUCCGUAUUAUUUGGAAAUAACCAAUUAUGGAUUCUGGUUUUUGUGUUCUUUUACAAAAUGGGAGAGCAAGGGUUCACUUCAAUGUAUCCCCUUUAUCUCAUUGAUAACGGUCUUAGUUUGAGUCGUGUGGGGAUGGUGACUGGAAUUUUUGGUCAGCUUUUCUCCAUAUUUGGAUCAUCUAUGGGUGGUAUACUUAUUUCAAAAUUCAGGUAAAUUCUAUUUUUGCUAUUUAUUUUUUUCCAUCAUAUUAGAUAUAGGACAUAUUCUUUAUCUGUGAUUCUGAGGGUCUGCAAUUCAUGCUGAGUUGGGCUUAAUUGACAAAGCCAACUGGCUGUAACUCAAUAUGAUGUUAACUGUGACUUGCCAUUUUAAAAUGCUGUUGCCUCUGUAAAGAUUUAGAAUGUACCAGGCUGGGUAUAAAACUUGUGGCAAGAUUUGUAGAUUUGUUGUGAGAUUCAUGUGUAAAUCUUGUUCAGGGUAAAACUUUGAUUUAUGACCGUUUAUCGUGCAUGCAAAUGCUGCAUUGAUUUUUCAAUAAUUUCU